This is a messenger RNA of Rubroshorea leprosula, 4246 nucleotides long. The record is from the annotation of a GenBank genome assembly. Lineage: Eukaryota; Viridiplantae; Streptophyta; Magnoliopsida; Malvales; Dipterocarpaceae.
AAUUCUUCUACGUCUCUCUCUCUGCAAUUACUCUUUGAGAGCAUCUCUCUCUAGAAUAUUGAGUAUUGCUGACUUGAGCGUCGGAGUAUUUUAUUUGAGGAAACAUCCUCGGGAUUUUUAGGUGUAGAAGCAACUGAAGACUUCAAUAGUGUUGGAUUGUGAAGCUACCCAAACAUUUGGCGUCGUCUGUGGGAACCUUGAACAGGAAGUUGUGUAGCUUAACUUGCUGAAAGAUAAGGUGGGAGAUUAAACGUACAGCGACCGAACUAAUGCAGGUUCAUCAGAAAGAGGGAGAAUCUUUGAGGGACUACAUGCAACGAUUCAACAAAACUACUUUGGACAUUGAUAACGUCCUCGAUACUAUCUACUUAUCUGCCUUGCUGCAUGGUUUGAAGUCUAGCCGGUUUCUAGACGACCUGCUGGAGAAUCCACCUAAGUCGUGGAAUGAAGUAAAUGACAGGUCAGCAAGCUUCAUACUGUCUGAAGAUUUUCAAUCUUCCAAGAGACGAGCUGAUGAUAGACAGGAUACAGCAUUGGGUCAAGAGACCCCCUCCUCAACGCACGAUCCUUCACGAGCUGACAGAAGCAAAUAUUGUGACUACCACCGUGGAUACGGCCAUAACACAGAAGACUGUCAGAGCCUGAAGGACGAGCUUGAAUUCUUAGCUCGCAAUGGAAAAUGGGAGGGGUAUGUACAGAAGCCUUACGUUUGGCAACCCACCCAAACCCAUUUUGUGCAAGAGUACGGCCGAUCUCAAGCACUGGGAUAUCAGUUCGAUAACAAUCCAAAUCUUUACCAGGCGGGUCAAUACUCAUCUGAGCCGAACAAAGCAUACAGGGGACGCCCAUUCAAUAGGCGCGGGCAAGCACAGAAAGGAUCCACGCAAAAUCAAAAGGACCACAAAGGGGUUGGAUACAGUGGGAUACCUCCGCCAUCUGGCACAAUUAACAUGAUCUCUAGCGGUAUGCACUCAGGGGGCCAAAGGGCCCGAGGCCGCAAGGCGUAUGCCUGCCAGGUGAUGACUGUUAAUAAGAACCGGCCUCUUAAGCUCCCAUUUGAAGAAGCAGAGUGGGAGAAUGCGCCCAUUACAUUCAGUUUGGCAGAUUAUAAGUGGGCAGACGGAGAGCCCGACAUUAUGAUGCCUCAUGCAGAUCCUUUUGUGGCAACGGUCCAUAUAGGCAAUCAUAACGUCAACAAGGUCUUCAUUAAUACUGGUAGCUCACCAGAUAUCCUUUAUUGGAGCUGCUUUCAGAAGAUGCAGUUAAAUCCGAGCUCGCUACAGAAGUAUGAGGGGCCCAUCUACGGAUUCAAUAAUCAACCCGUCCCGGUUGAAGGAGUCAUUACUCUACCUAUCUAUGUGGGCUUGGAACCGCACUUCAGGAUGGCUUCCAUUACCUUUUUGGUCGUCAAGAUGGAAUCAGCUUUCAAUGCUAUACUGGGAAGAGCCACACUCUGCGAGCUGAAGGUUGUCAUCUCACAACCCCAUCUCUGUAUGAAAUUCUCAACUCCUCAGGGGGUAGGAGUGCUUAAGGGGAACCAGAAGAUGGCCAGAGCCUACUACCAAGAUACUUUCAAGAAGGUUGAGCUUGUUGCAGCCCCAGCAGGUUCUUCUAAAAAUCACAGGCCAACCGAGCUCGGUCAACAGACAAUGAGCAUAUCAGAUAUCGAACACCGACCUGAAGGUGUCGAACAGAAGGUUGAGCCAGUUGAACCGGUGGAAACGGUCCCUUUAAACCCUGAUGUGCCAGAAAGAACAGUUAAGAUCGGCACCAAGCUCACAGAAGAAGAGCGAGCAGAGCUUCUGGAGUUUUUGAGGGUUAACCAAGAUGUGUUUGUGUGGACAACAGAUGAAAUGCCUGGCAUCCCAGCAGAAUUGAUCGUCCACAAGCUCAGGACGGACAUCACCAAAAGGCCGGUGGCAGGCUUCAUCAGGAGAGUAGAAUACUCUGAGUGGGUGUCCAACCUUAUGCUCGUCAAGAAACCAAACGGCAAGUGGAGGAUGUGUAUUGACUUCACCAACUUAAAUGAGGCGUGUCCAAAAGACCCUCAUCCCUUGCCAAAUGUGGAGAAGCUGGUAGAGCAGGCAGUUAGGCAUGAGCGGAUGAGCUUCCUUGACGCUAGCUCAAGCGCAACAUAUCAGAAGCUAGUGCACAUUAUCUUUAAGCUCCAGAUCAGUAAGAACAUAGAAGUAUAUGUGGACGACAUGAUAGUCACCAGUGUGCGAGCUGAGGAUCACAUAGACGACCUGAGUGAAACAUUUCAAAACUUGCACAGAGCCCAAAUGAAGCUGAAUCCCCUGAAAUGCACAUUUGCUGUAGAAUCAGGAAAAUUCCUAGGGUACGUGGUAUCCAAGAAAGGAAUUGAGGCGUUUGACGAGCUCAAACAAUAUCUGGCAUCAGCACCCCUGUUGUCUAAACCUGUGGAGGGGGAGAGUUUAUACCUGUAUCUGAGGGUUACAGAGGAGGUAGUAAGUUCGAUUUUACUCAGGGAAGAAAACAAACAUCAGAAGCCUAUCUGCUAUGUGAGCAAGGUUUUACAAGGCGUAGAGCAGAACUACCCAUUAGCAGAAAAGGCUGCUUUUGCCCUAGUAUACAUAGCUCGUAAGUUGAGAGCUUACUUCCAAUCCCAUCAAAUUGUUGUUUAUACCGAUCUGCCGUUGAGAAAGAUACUGCAGAAACCAGAACUCUCUGGUCGGCUUAUCGGGUGGAGCGUCGAGCUAAGUGAGUAUGACCUCAAGUUUCAGCCACGCACAACCAUAAAAGGCCAGGCUAUGGCGGACUUCCUAGUGGAGUGCAUCUCGACGACUGUGGAAGAAAGGGCACCCGAAUACCUAAGCAUUAAGGUGUUCAGUGAUUCUCAGCUCGUGGUGGGCCAAGUGAAUGGCAGCUGUGAAAUCAAAGAUCCUCAGCUUGGUCGUUAUGCCUCUGUGGUCAACAGAUUGAAAUCAAGAUUUGCCUCCUUCCAGAUCGACAAGAUACCCAGAGCGGAUAACCAACGAGCUGACGAACUAUCAAAAUUAGCCUCCUCACAAGAUAUCAAACCUCAGAGAUCAACAAUUGUCAAGGUACUUGAUGCGCCGAGCUACAUUGACUUUACAGUUGAGUGCCAAUUAUUAAGCACAGACCCCUCUUCGCCGAGCUGGACUACACCCCUUAUUGAGUAUCUGCGAACUGGCGAGCUGCCUGAAGAUUUGUCCGCUGCAAAGUUGAUUAAACGCAGGGUGACACAUUUCACUUUGUUGGAUAAUCAGCUUUACAAACGAGCAGCCUCAGUGCCCCUAUUACGUUGCCUUAGUCCUUAUGAAGCUGAAUAUGCUGUGAGGGAAGUUCAUGAGGGAGUAUGUGGCACGCACAUAGAUGGCAGAACUUUAGCUCGGAAACUCCUAAGGCAUGGUUACUACUGGCCUACUAUGGUUGAGAACGCACAGAACUAUGUCAAAAAGUGCCCGACCUGCCAGUUCAAUGCCGAUGAUAUUCACAUGCCAGGAGAAAUGCUCUCAUCACUCUCAUCUCCCUGGCCUUUUGCUCAGUGGGGAGUCGAUCUGCUCGGCCCUUUUGUUAAAGGCAAAGGAGGUUGCACCUACCUCGUUGUUGCGGUGGAUUACUUCACUAAAUGGAUAGAAGCCAAACCCUUAUCCACGAUAAUAAAGAAGAAAAUAGAGGAAUUUCUGUUCAAUUCAAUAUUAUGCAGGUUCGGUAUAGCUAAGCGGAUCAUCGCUGAUAAUGGCGAAACCCCAUUCAGCCUCGCCUAUGGAGCUGAGGUUGUCAUCCCUGUAGAAGUCAAAUUGCCAUCUGAUAGAGCAGAUCGGCACAACGACCAUCACAAUGAGCAACUUUUAAGAGAGAACCUAGACCUCGUGGAAGAGGUUAGAGAGAUGUCUCGAAUAAGAAACAUGGCGCAUCAAAGUCGUGUUGCAAAAUUUUAUAAUAAAAGAGUUCAAGCUCGUCAGUUUCAGGUCGACGAUUUGAUUUUACGCAAAGCGGGACUAACCAAUGCUUAUUCGCACAUGGACAAGCUCGCUCCUAAUUGGGAAGGUCCUUACAUGGUUAUUUGUAUUAAGCGACCUGGGUGUUAUCAAUUAGCAAAUUUACAAGGUCGCCCAUUACCAUUCAUUUGGAACAUACAUAACCUUAGAAAGUUUUACAAUUAACAUCUCGAUGUUGUUAUCUUAAUUCAAGUUAUUGUCAAAUAAAUGUAAGGGACAAUGUAUAGAACAGUACACAGCAAUAUACACAAGAAUUUCAA